AUGGAAAACAUAAUCAAGGAGUUUGCUCUUGAAGAAUGCACGACCUGCCCUGAGGGGAACUUGUACAUAGGUAGAAUUAGGGGGAAAAAGGCUUUGUUGAUAUUCCCAAAGCAGUUGGUUCUGCCGGACACCUUCUCCCAGGUCCUGUCUCUUCCGAAGGAAAACACCCAGUCCAACGACAUAUACUAUUCCUUUAAAGCUUCUGUGCCUAUGAAUAUCGACUUCAGGCUUAUAUAUCCGGCAACAGAAGAACAUGUCAGAAAAUAUUGCUCGAAGCGUAUCUAUGUUGAAGAAACCUAUGAGGAGUACUUGGACUUUAUAAAAAGUGCCUCGCAAAUAACUUCAAACUGGAUGGACAAUCUUAUUGCACAGGACAGGAGCGAUCUUAACGAAGAAAUCAUGUAUGAGGACGAAGAGGUAAUAAUGAUCCCUGACUACAAAUGGAAUCCCCAGACAGUAGAUCUUCUUCACUUUCUGGUGGUAUUCAAGGACCCUGGCCUCAAAACAAUAAGAGAUAUAAGGGAUUACCAGAUUCUAGUAGACGCACGAGAAAAGGCAAGGAAUCUCUUGGAGACCCGGUUCGGCCUAGAUUUUAACCAUGUCUUUAUGUUCUUCCAUUAUAGGCCAACGUACUUCAGGCUACAUCUUCACGUUAUGAACAUAAAAAUGGCUCAUGAGGGAAAUGUCUCAUGUACAAGGGCCAUCCCGUUGCAUGAUGUUAUACACAAUCUACGCAUUGACAUAAAUUAUUACAAGAAAAGUAUGUUUGUAAUGUCGAAUGAAGUAAACUAA
Molecule: messenger RNA, 792 nt
Organism: Encephalitozoon cuniculi GB-M1
Lineage: Eukaryota; Fungi; Microsporidia; Unikaryonidae
Exons: 1
Coding region: 1-792 (263 amino acids)
Biological process (GO): deadenylation-dependent decapping of nuclear-transcribed mRNA
Cellular component (GO): nucleus; P-body
Molecular function (GO): RNA 7-methylguanosine cap binding; hydrolase activity
Source: RefSeq, marked provisional